Messenger RNA from Cucurbita pepo subsp. pepo (vegetable marrow), 3341 nucleotides. RefSeq lists its product as uncharacterized. The record is from RefSeq and is a predicted model, not a curated record. Gene Ontology annotation, cellular component: cytoplasm. NCBI's taxonomy places the organism in Eukaryota, Viridiplantae, Streptophyta, Magnoliopsida, Cucurbitales, Cucurbitaceae. Gene Ontology annotation, molecular function: pyridoxal phosphate binding; glycogen phosphorylase activity. Gene Ontology annotation, biological process: glycogen catabolic process.
UUAUAUUAUCUCCAGAAUUCACUGAUUCAGCCAUUUCGAUCCGGCAACCGAGCUUCAAUUUCUGAAAUGUCUGCAUUGUCGUUACCGAUUAUCGGAGCUCCGGUUCGAUCAAGCCUUUCCCUCUCGUCCCCCACCAUUCUCUUUCCCCCGUUUUCAGUUCGCGCCAAGAAUUUAUCUUCGCGUUUCUUCAUAUGUCAGGCCUCUAAUGGAACUAAUCCCACUAGUGAGACUGUUUUCGCAGUGCCAACAAUAUCAGUUGACAACUCUGAGGAGGAUGAGUCCACCUCAUUCGUGAUUCGGGCCCGCAAUCGAAUCGGUCUCCUUCAGGUGAUCACCAGGGUUUUCAAGGUCCUCGGCUUGCGCAUUGACAAGGCUACUGUGGAGUUCGAGGGUGACUAUUUUACCAAGACGUUCUUUGUAAGCGAUUCGCAUGGCAAUAAGAUUGAAAAUCUGGAGAGCAUUGAUAGGAUCAAGAAGGCACUGAUGGACGCAAUCGGUGGCGAUGACUUGACGAUCUCCACCGGACCUGCCACUCGUGGCAUUGUGGUGAGAAAGCCUGGGUUGUUGUCUUCCUCACUGGAUCGGACAGCGAAGGCGGAAAGAAUGUUUGAGUUGAUGGACGGGUUCUUGAAAAAUGAUCCAGUUAGCCUUCAAAAGGAUAUUCUCGAUCACGUUGAGUACACAGUUGCCCGGUCUCGCUUUAGUUUUGAUGAUUUUGAAGCCUACCAGGCUUUGUCUCAUUGCAUAAGAGAUCGAUUGAUUGAACGAUGGCAUGAUACUCAGAUACACUUCAAGAGGAAAGAUCCAAAGCGCGUAUACUUUCUCUCACUUGAGUAUCUUAUGGGCCGUUCUUUGUCAAAUAGUAUUAUCAACCUUGGUAUCCGUGACCAAUGUGCUGAUGCUCUGAGCCAGCUUGGUUUUGAGAUUGAAGUUCUGGCAGAACAGGAAGGAGAUGCUGCCCUUGGCAAUGGUGGCCUUGCUCGACUUUCUGCAUGUCAAAUGGAUUCUUUGGCAACUAUGGACUUUCCAGCUUGGGGCUAUGGACUACGAUACCAAUAUGGAUUGUUUCGUCAAGUCAUACUAGAUGGCUUUCAGCACGAACAGCCUGAUUAUUGGUUGAACUUCGGGAAUCCUUGGGAGAUAGAGAGAGUUCAUGUAACAUAUCCCGUCAAGUUCUAUGGUACUGUUGAAGAGGACAUUUCGAAUGGUGAGAAGUACAAAGUUUGGAUCCCUGGUGAAAUGGUUGAAGCAGUAGCCUAUGACAAUCCUAUACCUGGUUACGGGACAAGGAAUACCAUUACUCUCCGCCUUUGGGCCGCCAAACCAAGUAAUCAGCAUGAUAUGGAAGCAUAUAAUACUGGGGAUUAUAUUGAUGCUGUGGUAACUAGGCAAAGGGCAGAAACAAUUAGCAGUAUUUUGUACCCAGAUGACCGUUCUCAUCAGGGGAAGGAACUGAGACUGAAGCAACAAUAUUUCUUUGUCUCGGCAUCCUUACAAGACAUCAUUCGCAGGUUUAAAGAUGGUCAUAAGGACUUAAAUCAGUUUCCUGACAAGGUUGCUCUGCAACUGAACGAUACUCAUCCGGCUCUUGCAAUACCUGAGGUCAUGCGAAUACUUGUUGAUGAAGAACGUCUUGGCUGGAAUAAAGCAUUUGACAUAACAUGCAAAAUCUUUUCAUUCACAACUCACACAGUAUUAGCUGAAGCGCUGGAGAAGAUCCCUGUUGAUCUGCUUGAAAGUCUUCUCCCACGGCAUUUACAAAUUAUAUAUGACAUAAACUCGUAUUUCAUGGAGGAGUUGAAGAGAAGGAUUGGUUUAGACUACAAUAGGCUGUCCCGGAUGUCAAUUGUGGAGGAAGGUGCUGUGAAGAGUAUUCGUAUGGCAAACCUGUCAAUUUUUUGUUCCCAUACUGUGAAUGGCGUAUCCAGAUUACAUUCGGAAUUAUUACAAACAAGGGUAUUUAAGGACUUCUAUGAGAUGUGGCCAGAAAAAUUUCAGUGCAAAACAAAUGGAGUAACCCAGCGUCGCUGGAUUGUGGUAAGCAAUCCUAGUUUAUGUGCUCUCAUCUCAAAAUGGCUUGGGACAGAGUCUUGGAUACGUGAUAUUGACCUUCUAAUGGGCUUGCGUGAAUAUGCCGCUGAUAUUUCCCUGCAUCAAGAAUGGCAAAUGGUGCGGAAGAUAAAUAAAAUGAGGCUUGCUGAAUACAUUGAAGCAACAAGUGGCCUCAAGGUCAGUUUAGAUGCAAUGUUCGAUGUGCAGAUAAAAAGGAUACAUGAGUACAAAAGACAGCUGCUGAAUAUAAUAGGCAUCAUCCAUAGAUAUGACUGCAUAAAGAAUAUGUCAAAGGAUGACCGGAAGAAAGUAGUACCUCGCAUCUGCAUAAUUGGAGGAAAGGCUGCUCCUGGUUAUGAAAUGGCAAAGAAGAUCAUCAAACUUUGUCAUGCUGUAGCAGAAAAGAUCAAUAACGACAGUGACAUAGGGGAUCUUCUAAAACUGGUCUUUAUUCCUGAUUACAAUGUAUCCGUUGCUGAAAUGAUAAUACCUGGUGCCGAUCUUUCGCAGCACAUAAGUACUGCUGGACAUGAGGCAUCAGGCACUGGUUGCAUGAAGUUUCUUAUGAAUGGCUGUUUAUUAUUAGCUACAGCAGAUGGAUCUACGGUUGAAAUAAUUGAAGAAAUAGGGGAAGACAAUAUGUUUUUAUUUGGAGCAAAGGUGCAUGAAGUUGCAACAUUGCGUGAAAAAGGAACGACAAUUAAGGUGCCUCUACAAUUUGCUCGUGUUGUGAGAAUGGUUCGAGAUGGUUACUUCGGCUUCCAAGACUACUUCCAAUCAUUAUGCGACACUGUCGAGGGCAGCGACGAUUACUAUCUCCUUGGUGCCGAUUUCGAAAGCUAUUUAGAGGCACAGGCAGCGGCAGAUAAAGCAUUUGUUGAUCAAAAGAAAUGGACACAGAUGAGCAUCCUCAGCACUGCUGGUUCGGGUAGGUUCAGCAGUGACAGGACCAUCCAAGAUUAUGCAGAGCAGACAUGGGGAAUUGAGCCUUGUAGAUGCCCUUUAUGAUCAGAUCACCUUCUGAAAGAAGCAAGGAAAGUUACCAUCAUGGAGAAGCGCAUCGACCCAACUUUCUGUGCACUGCACAGAGAAGAACCCAUUACGAUGUUAUUGAGUCUCAUGCUUUCCAUCUGCCCCAAUAAUGUGACCUCAGAAUCUAACUCCAGAGGGAGAGAUUGUUUCUCUCACUUCUCAAUCUUAGAAACACGGAGUUCAUUUUCUAACUUGUUCCAUUUAGGAUCCAUUUUAUAAUUAUUUGAUUUUUUAAUAAAGAAAAUCAAGCUCAAAAA